Molecule: messenger RNA, 511 nt
Organism: Cantharellus anzutake
Lineage: Eukaryota; Fungi; Basidiomycota; Agaricomycetes; Cantharellales; Hydnaceae
Exons: 2
Coding region: 6-302 (98 amino acids)
Source: RefSeq, a predicted model, not a curated record
GGAAAAUGAUGGGGAAACCACUUGCCCUCAAUUUCUUCGUGCCGGGUUGUUAUUUGUUUGUGGGCGUGGUUCUUUCGAUGGAAAGGAAUCUCUUUCGUGGCUUCUUGUGUAAUUUCUAUUAUCCUAGAUGUCAUCCUUGUGGUCUCUUCUCUAGUGGUCUAGUUUCUGGUGGCCUCUCUCUCCAGCUCCCACUUGCUAUGUGGGGUUUUCCCUAUGUCAUCUGUAGCAGGAACAUCGAUUUGAUCGAUAUUCUUGUGUGUCCAUCUGUUCCCAAACCGUCAAGUACACAAGGCUUCCCCUGACAAGUACCACCCUUAUCCAGUAUUCUUUGCCCAUUUCUCCCCUCCUCGCCGCUGGCAGUGAUAUAGCCGAUUUCCACUUCCCAACUCUUCGUGUAUUGCAUUUAUUGCAUUUAUCUAUCAUAAACUGGUGUUGUAUACUAGUGCGGAAGUAAAAGGACGAGCGGAGAGUUUUCGACCCCAUUUUUUUUUUUGCAUGUACAUGUACAUCG